UCACAGAUCACCGCAAUCCGCCGUGUGGAACAUGUGGACGCGCAGGAGGACGCAGCAGAAACCAGCGUCUCCCCGACGAGGUCCGUGAGCCACCGCGUCUCUUCUUCUUCCAUCUGCAACCCCGCGGGUGAAGGCACUCUCAUUUCCAGCAGCUCGGAGGAUGUCUGGGGCAACUGGGAAUUUGGAUUGCGAGGAGUGUUUGUCUUCGGCACAAGUGGCCGACAGCGCGGAGUCACAACCGCACCCCGUGGUGGACGAUGACGAUGAACUUCUGAGAUACAUCUGGACGGAGUACUUACACCCCAAGCAGUAUGAAUGGGUCCUCAUCGUGGCUUACAUCCUUGUCUUUUGCGUCUCACUCAUCGGAAACUCCUUGGUUUGUUUUGCAGUGGGGAAAAACCGCCACAUGCGCACGGUGACAAACUACUUCAUAGUGAAUCUCUCCUUCGCCGACGUCUUGGUCACCAUCAUCUGCCUGCCUGCCAGUCUCGUGGUUGACAUCACAGAGUCGUGGUUCUUUGGAAACACUCUUUGCAAAGUUGUGCCGUAUCUGCAGACUAUCUCUGUUUCUGUAUCAGUCCUAACGCUGAGUUGCAUUGCCCAAGACCGUUGGUACGCUAUCUGCCACCCGCUGAUGUUCAAGAGCACAGCCAAGAGGGCUCGCAAGAGUAUAGUUGUCAUCUGGGUCGUAUCGUGCAUCAUCAUGAUCCCUCAGGCCGUUGUGAUGGAGUGCAGCAGCCUGGUGCCACAAUUAGUAAACAAGACCAGCCUGUUCACAGUCUGUGAUGAACAUUGGGGAGCUGAGAUCUACCCGAAGGUGUAUCACACCUGUUUCUUCAUUGUCACGUACAUUGCACCCUUAUGCCUCAUGGUCCUGGCGUACAUCCAGAUAUGUCACAAGCUGUGGUGUCAACCGAUUCCCGGAAACACAUCAGUUUUGCAGAGAAAGUGGAGGUCCAUUCAAUGCUCAGCUCCGGCUGUGGGAGAGGCCGCGAGGGUCAGAACCAGCACGGUGUGUGCUGAGAUCAAACAGGUCAGAGCCAGACGCAAGACCGCCCGCAUGCUGAUGGUGGUGCUCUUUGUUUUCGCCGUGUGCUACCUGCCAAUCAGCGUGCUCAACGUCAUGAAAAGAGUCUUUGGGACUUUCAAGAAAACAGAUGACAGAGAAACAGUGUAUGCAUGGUUCACCUUCUCACAUUGGCUCAUCUACGCCAACAGUGCAGCAAAUCCCAUCAUCUACAACUUCCUCAGUGGGAAGUUCCGUGGGGAGUUCAAAGCAGCCUUUUCCUGCCACGGAGAAAACCAAACUGAGAGGAAGAGGCCGAGAGCGAGUACAGACAGUCGGAAGUCACUGUCAACUCAAGUCAACAUGGACAACGUCUCACGCAUAUCCGAUCAGAUUGUCUAAUCACAUCAUCUACGUGGGGCGUUGAACCUACACAUUAAUCAUUAAGGUGGACAUUAAAAUGUUUAAAACUAUGACAAAAUAAAUUUGAGGAAACAUCUCAAAAUUAGAGUUUUAUGUUGGAUUUCACUCUGAGCUCUUGAGAACCAAUCGUCCACCCAGGACGUAGCAAUCACGUCAUUCACAGAGACAUUUAUUCAUUAUCUAAUGACACCAGAUGAAUGGUAGGAUUAAAUAGCUGAUAUGAAUUGAUUUUAGGUUAAGUGAGAUCAUUUUGGCUGCACAUGAAAACAUUUCUUGUAUUGUAAAUUAUAUAUUUUGUCUGUAUGACUUUGAUAUUUAUUCAUGUACAGUAUAUAUGUGGUGAUUUUCUGUUUUUGUUGUUAUUUACUUUACAACGAAAAGGGGGGCGGGGGGGUGCAGAAGCUGAUCUGUUUUAUUAACUAAUCCUAUUUCAAGUCUGUCUACCUCAUUAACAGUCCAGCAGUCAGUCUGUAGGUCCAAACCAAAAUGGUCCAUUCAAAAGUUUUCUUUGAAAUGUGCAGUCACGUCUCCGGACCGCUUCAGAGCCCAGGCCUCAGUCCUGUCGCAAAGAUAUUGGUAGUCAUGACGACCAAUAAUUUGUAUAAUAAUAUCAGACUACACUAAACAUCUUCAAGAAAAGUAAAAAAAAAGUUAUUUUGCGUCACGUUAACCGAUGGAAUUUAACAGAACUCCAGAAUAUGUUUGGAUAUUCAUCCACCUGCGCAAAAUUGAAUCUUGCCAAUGACACGUGAGGACUAUAAAGUUCUGGUCUUAAUCAAGUUAGAGGCUUUUUGUGUUAAAAAAAAGGCCGACAGGAGGGGGCAGGGGGCGGAACAGUACGGCCCCGGAGAGCGGAGCGCUUAACAAACGGUUCAUAAGAGGAAGGAAAUAUACGUUUUACAUAUUUUCUGCUGUAUAUUGGGGGGGAGGACAGAUUGGUAUUUUCUCAAUAUUGGGGGGGACCCCCCCACAGGAUGCGUGGUCACGCCAUGACCUUAAUACAUCUAUGCUUAGCAAAAACCUAACAUAUUAAUCUCUUAGAAUAAAAGAUUAACUUUCACAGUUGCUAAAAAAAUCCUGCUGUGAAUCUUGACCAACUUCUUUAAGCUCCUGAGGACAACCAAAGUCAGUCAGUUAACUGCCAGGAAGCAGCUGGGGGUUGAAGUUCUUUCUAGAAUACGUAACAAGCAAUGCUUUUUCAAAUCAUCCUUCAACAUUCAUUCAGGAACAUGUUUCUCUUUCUUUAUAAUUGUUACUCAUAAGAAAAAGGAUUGUGAAAUUCAAGCACACUUUGGUUGGUUGAGUUUGGUUCUCGGCUGUACGAGGCAUACUGAAAUGUUCCCUUAGAAGAUAAACGCACCACACGUGUGUACGGAUACUCAACAUGCAUCAACCUCAUGAAUAUUUACAACUAGUACAUACAUGCUUAAUUGUUGAGUAAACGUUUGUAAUGGCGUCCUAUGCAACAGCAUCUGGGUGCAACCUUAAGGGGAAGUAAAGUUCAUUUUUAAAAAUGAGUCUAAAACAAAGGUGCCCAUGCACAAUUUAUCCUGUUUGCAUAUUCAAACACUAGCCUCAGAAUCAGAUUACAGUCAAACUUUAUAUGACAGCAGUUUGUGGAGGCAGGUUUAAAACCACCAAAUAAGAGUCAACAUUAAAGCAGCUUCUCCGCGAUGAUUAAUGCAAAUCCCAGUGCACACAAAGAAAAUAACAUUGCUGUUGCGAACACCAUGACGGACUUUUAAACAGAGAAACUCACACACACAACAUAUCAAAAAGAGCAAAUUCAUGCAAAUGUUAAAAAAGUAUUACUUAAGAAAACUAGUAUUAAUCAUCAUUGCAUUCAGCAACAGUGACUUUGUUAAAACACCUCUUCUCGUAUGGAGUGAGAUCUCUAGUCAAAUUAAGUUAAUUGAACAAAUCAAUAGAAUUGAAAAGCAAUGAGGAAGAAAACAGGAUUACAUGAAGGAAUUGCACAAAAAAGGAAAGAUAUAAUAGGAAAUUUAUUUUCAGUGACCUGUGGGCAGAACGAAAGUUGAUGUCACUAAAAUAAUAUAUUGCAUCAAAAAUCUGAGUGUUCAAAAUAUUCAGUAAUGUAAAUGUAUAUUUUUGGAUGAAAAUGGAUUUAAGUAAAAUUUCCUCUCUAUGUCAUUGGCUUGUGAUGUUUGUCAUUUCUGAAGACAAACCUUAUUGUAUCUCAUCAUCUAAAAGUUACUGUAUAUUUAUUUGUGAAUUUGUUGAUAAAAGAUCAUAUAUUGCUGCAUAUUAAUAAAAAUGAUACGGCUUUGGAUUUUUACAAAUUGUUGAUGUUCAAAUGUUGAUAAAUAAGUAGCUUGCAAAUUGCAAAUCCAUAUGGUGUUUUUGUUUAAGCAGCAGAUUUAGCUAAUUUUGCUGAUUUUGCAGGUAUCCCUUUUUAUUUGGAAUUCGGAUUUGUUUGUUUUUGCGUGUGAAUGUCUGACACAUUCAAAAAAGGACUUUCAUUGAUCUUUCAAUUAGUUCAUGAACAGCUUGCCAAUUGUAAUUUUUUUACCAUCAAUGAAAUUCCUUGUUGAUUUUGCGAGAUGCAGUCAGGAAGAAACUGUUGUUGUGGCCUGAGGCUUUGGUCCGCUCUAAACGGUCUAAAUUAAAUUAAGACAAAAGCCAACAUUUAUUGCCAAAGUAUGUUAGACAUACAAGGAAUUUGUCAUGGGUUUGGUGCAUAACAUCAGACAGUAAAUGAGUGCAUCUACGUAACAGUUUACAGGCACAGUGUCAUCCACCUCCUUCAUCAUGUGGCCUCAACUUAAUAUUUUUAGACUUUUUUAGUUCCUUGACUUGUUUCUAUUCUUGUGAAUGUUCAAAAUGUAUUUCUUAGUUGUUUAUUCCUCACACUGUAUUUCUGCCCAUAUUUUAUUAAUAAAGUAUAUAUAGUACAUGUC
Molecule: messenger RNA, 4347 nt
Organism: Gasterosteus aculeatus aculeatus (three-spined stickleback)
Lineage: Eukaryota; Metazoa; Chordata; Actinopteri; Perciformes; Gasterosteidae
Gene: hcrtr2
Product: hypocretin (orexin) receptor 2
Biological process (GO): feeding behavior; circadian sleep/wake cycle process; G protein-coupled receptor signaling pathway
Cellular component (GO): plasma membrane
Molecular function (GO): orexin receptor activity
Source: RefSeq, a predicted model, not a curated record